Thrips palmi is the source of this 1968-nucleotide messenger RNA. Its product is annotated as juvenile hormone esterase-like. The transcript has 12 exons. Bases 121 to 1914 code for a protein of 597 amino acids. Lineage: Eukaryota; Metazoa; Arthropoda; Insecta; Thysanoptera; Thripidae. The record is from RefSeq and is a predicted model, not a curated record.
AACACGCGACUUGGCACGAUCAGUGCGGUGGCGUGCUUACUACAUAAUAGGCGGCAAACUGCAGUAUCCGCAGUCUGAGUAGAACUAUACAUCGAGUGCGACGCCUUCUUUGGAGGCAAAAUGGCGAUGUCUACAAAGAAAAAAGUGAUUGUCAUUGGUGCCAUUAUCUUAGUUGUACUGGUGGCUGUAUUGUGCGCAGUGUUUUUGACCCAAAGCGCAGAUACGGGAUCCUUAAAAGAGGUAGUUGCGACCACUAAACAAGGAAAGCUGGCGGGAGAAUGGGUAGACGCAGGUGACCCAGCACACUUCAGAUACGCAGCAUUUCGGGGCAUUCCCUACGCUCAGCCGCCACUGGGUAAACUUCGGUUUAAGGGGCCAAAACCGUUGCCACCAUGGGAAGGAAUCCGACCUGCAACCACUGAGGGCAACACUUGUAUUCAAGACGGCUUUGUAGGUUCUGAAGAUUGCUUGUACAUGAACGUGUACACACCACAAAUGCCAUCGGCCGAGAACAAUCCCAAACUGCCCGUGUAUGUAUUCAUCCAUGGAGGUGCUUUUCAACACGGGAACAGUAACGCCGAUGGUUAUGGGCCCGACUUUCUUAUAACGCAAGACAUUGUUGUUGUAACUAUGAAUUAUAGGACAGCAAUAAUGGCUAGUUUGUCGCUGGACACGGAUGAAUUGCCAGGAAACGCAGGUUUGAAAGACCAGCUACAUGUCCUCCGUUGGGUGAAAGAAAACAUAGAAAACUUUGGGGGGGAUCCCUCAAAAAUUACGCUUGGAGGACAUUCUUCUGGAUCCGUGAGCGCCUGCUGGCUGGCAAUUGUGCCGCAAACUAAAGAUUUGAUUCGAGCUGCUAUUAUUCAAAGUGGCACAGCUGUCUCUGGUUGGUCUAGCACAAACAAACAUAUUGAGUUUGCCAAAGCGAUUUAUAAGCACCUUACAGGCACAACAACCGAUGAUAAAUCAGCAAUGACAAGCGUUUUUAAAUCUGCUAACUAUUUGGAUCUUUACUACGCCGCUGAAAAUGCAACAUUAUUAAUCCAAGAGACGAAGGGCCUUGGGACGGACAUAAGCUUUUUUUAUGCUCCUUACAUUGAACAACGAGAACAAGGUGAAGAAGAGAAACUUAUUACAAAAGAUGCAGAGAGUUACAUCAUUGACAAAGACGCUAACAACAUUCCCAUGAUCAUCGGCGAAACAAAACAGGAAUGGACAAGGUUUUUCUCUUUGUUAGGAAUGUUUGAGAACGAAACACAACUGAAUGAGCAUAUCCAAAAUUUAAUAACUUACGUGCCGCCCUCAAUUAGGCCUGGGAGCGAUACCCAAGAGUUGCUUCGGAUAAAAGAACACGUUCCUACGGUUAAUGUUGACGACUUUGUCAAGAAACUUAGAGAAUUCUACUUUAAAAAUGACAAUGACAAAGAAUGCUGCACAAACUGCAAAAUGUCUAAGUAUUUGCAUCAGGCCUAUAUCAUGGCAGAUACAAGCCACUUCAUUCGUUUGAGAUCAAAGUACAUACAAGAGCCAACCUUUGCAUUUCUGUUCAAUUUAAAAUCAGAUUACAACAACGAUAUCACAUACCUGCCUCAUUAUCUACAGUCUGACGUCGUCCAUGGAGAUGAAAUGGGUUACAUAUGGAAGAAAGAAAAGUAUACGUACGAUUACGGAAACAACACAGCAGCUGUUGCUUCGCGGCGCCUCGUCCGCAUGAUAACGAACUUCGUCAAAGAAGGGAACCCAACGCCGAAGAUUGACGACGAGAUCACAGUCAAGUGGCAGCCCGUGACUCACGGAGGAGAGGAGACCUAUCUCGAGAUAACUGAAAACCUAGAACAACGGAAAGGCAGCGCGGCAGACGCUGAAAUCUGGUCAGAAAUUUUCUCAUCGUACCGAGCAAAUAAAAGCCCAUGACCCUGCACUGCCCACUAUUUUGUAAAUACAUUUUUAAAUAAAAUUUUAAACGCA